Molecule: messenger RNA, 1530 nt
Organism: Cynocephalus volans (Philippine flying lemur)
Lineage: Eukaryota; Metazoa; Chordata; Mammalia; Dermoptera; Cynocephalidae
Gene: GJA9
Product: gap junction protein alpha 9
Exons: 1
Coding region: 1-1530 (509 amino acids)
Biological process (GO): cell-cell signaling
Cellular component (GO): connexin complex
Molecular function (GO): gap junction channel activity
Source: RefSeq, a predicted model, not a curated record
AUGGGGGACUGGAAUCUUCUUGGAGGUGUUCUGGAGGAAGUCCAUGUCCACUCCACCAUGAUUGGGAAGAUCUGGCUCACCAUCCUGUUCAUAUUUCGAAUACUCGUUCUGGGUGUAGCAGCUGAAGAUGUCUGGAAUGAUGAACAGUCUGGCUUCAUCUGCAAUACACAACAACCAGGCUGCAGAAAUGUAUGCUAUGACCAGGCCUUUCCUAUCUCCCUCAUUAGAUACUGGGUUCUGCAGGUGAUAUUUGUGUCUUCACCAUCCCUUGUCUACAUGGGCCAUGCUUUGUACUGUCUGAGAGUUCUAGAGAAAGAGAGGCAGAGGAUGAAGGCUCAGUUAAGAGGAGAACUAGAGUGGGUAGAGUUUGAAAUGCCUGGGGAUCGGAGGAGACUGGAGCAAGAGAUUUGUCAGCUGCAGCAAAGGAAAUUAAAUAAAGCUCCACUCAGAGGAACUUUGCUUUGCACCUAUGUGAUACACAUUUUCACUCGCUCUGUGGUUGAAGUUGGGUUCAUGAUUGGACAGUACCUUUUAUACGGAUUUCACUUAGAGCCUCUAUUUAAAUGCCAUGGCCAUCCGUGUCCAAAUAUAAUUGAUUGUUUUGUUUCAAGACCAACAGAAAAGACAAUAUUCCUCUUAUUUAUGCAAUCCAUAGCCACUAUUUCAGUUUUCUUAAACAUUCUAGAAAUUUUCCAUCUAGGUUUUAAAAAGAUUAAAAGAGGGCUUCGGGGACAAUAUAAAUUGAAGGAUGAAUAUAAUGACUUCUAUGCAAACAAGUCAAAACAAAAUCUAGCCAAAUAUCAUAGCACAUCUCCAAAUUCACUGAAGCGACUCCCUUCUGCACCUGAUUAUAAGCUGUUAGUGGAAAAGCCAAUGCACACAACAGUGUACCCUUCUGCAUUUCAGGCAGAUCCUGACAAUCAAAGUGUAAAUGAUGAGAAAUGCAUUUUGGAUGAACAGGAAACUGAUUCUAAUGAGAUGUACACACCUAGAACAACCUGUAGUCAUCUUCAACACACCAGCUCAAACAAUAACAAAGACACUCAUAAAAUAUUUGGAAAAGAAGUUAAUGGUAACCGGUUAAUGGAAAAAAGAGAAACUGAUGGUAAAGACAGCAAAAGGAACCAUUACUCUAGGGGUCGCUGUCCUUUUCCAGGUGGUGCUGUAGAUCUUUACAACCAUAUGGGGCAUUCACCCCAAACAGCUUUCUCCUUGCCAGCUAACUGCACCUGGAAACCAAGGUGGUUUAGUGCUACGUGGGGUCCCUCUAUAGAAGAUGAAAACCAGGGGUCACCUCCUAAUGGUAACCUCAAGUGCCAGUUAAGAGAGGGCACAAUCAGAAGCCUUCCUUCACAGGGACACUCCCAACCACCUGACAUUCCAAUAACUUCUGAUUCUUUGGGAGAGUUGUCCUUUGAGCCCAAGUUUGUCAGAACUUCUAAUAAUCCUACUAUUUGUCCACCAAAUCAUCUAGUGUCCCUGACGAACAACCUCAUGGGUAGGCGGAUUUCCACAGACCUUCAGAUCUGA